This is a messenger RNA of Megalobrama amblycephala (Wuchang bream), 1013 nucleotides long. RefSeq names its product extracellular matrix protein 1a (gene ecm1a). Gene Ontology annotation, biological process: regulation of bone mineralization; signal transduction. The transcript has 3 exons. NCBI's taxonomy places the organism in Eukaryota, Metazoa, Chordata, Actinopteri, Cypriniformes, Xenocyprididae. The coding region runs from base 99 to 620 and encodes 173 amino acids. Gene Ontology annotation, cellular component: extracellular region. The record is from RefSeq and is a predicted model, not a curated record.
UACUGCCUUGCAGUCUUCUAUCAGACCUGAAGCAAACAGUGCAACUUUGCAAACUGAAAAGAAGGAAGGAUAUUUUUCACUGCAGAUAAUAACCAGUCAUGAUUUGGAAAAGCACACUUGUAACUACUUUGAUUCUUCAUCUAAUUUCAUUGGGAGGGGGACAGAACAUUGACCCUGGCGUGCUGCUGAAAUCAAACUUUCCUCCAGCCAGACCUUCAGAUAACAACCUCAAGGCGAUCUGUCUUUAUGGCAAUGGCCGUCCCAGAUAUCCUGCCACCCGUUUCCCUUCAUCCAGUUACGCUUUCGCUCGCCGCGCUGGAAAGGCUGUAAACAGACUAGAGCAAUGGUUCAGUCAGUGCUGCUAUGGAGGUUUGGCUUAUGGAAAUAGACAGAUCCUUUGCUGUGCGGAAAAAGCAUGGAAAACUACUUUGUCCCGUUUCUGUAUUGAGGAGUACUCCACCAUGACUUUGGUCCAUGAGUGCUGCGAGAAGAAGGGAGAAGAAAGGUGGAAAUGCUUUGAAAGUCGGGCUCCUAACCCCUUCUACCAACCCCUGUCUGGUUACAGGGCCCCCAUAAUACCGCCUGGUAGGAUUUUCACCUGGGACCCCAACACCUGUUAAAUCUCUUAAUGCCAUAAUGACAAUCUGAACAAUUUUAUUUGAUUUAACAGCAACAAAACCUGUCAAUUAAUCAACUGUGAAGAUACUUUUCAGGUAAAUGAAACAUGCUCAGUAUUCUGUAAUAGCUGAAAUAUAACUCUGUGCAUCAGUUUAUUUAUCUUCACGCAUAUUAUUGCAAACCAUAGAAAAACAUGCAAAAUAAAAUGUGCAGCAGCUUACUAUCAAUCAAUGUAUUCCCAAAGUGCCAAAAUGUUUCAAAUAAAUCUGAAGCCUUUUCAUUGUAUAACCAUGACUUUUCCUUUUAGAGAAUAACUGUAGGUACUCUAUCUAUUUUUUCAAACCUGUACAUGGACUUUAAUAAGUGUAUGAAGAAUAAACAAUGUGUCAAUAAUA